This is a messenger RNA of [Torrubiella] hemipterigena, 273 nucleotides long. NCBI's taxonomy places the organism in Eukaryota, Fungi, Ascomycota, Sordariomycetes, Hypocreales, Clavicipitaceae. The record is from the annotation of a GenBank genome assembly.
AUGGAUGCAUGGGGCUUCCUUUUACUAGGCUUUGUCCCUUACCUCUUGACCAUUUACACACGCGCCGCCACCAGGCUAUUGCCACCAUCAAGCCUGUCCAGUCAGCCAGCGCCUAAGCUAAACCCACACCCGUUGACUCCUCGCCCCCCGUCAAAGUCCAGUCACAAGCGCCUAGCCUACGCCUACUGGUACGCCUACGACCCCCCUCCGAUCUUCCGCCGACGCCUUGCAACACCCAACCACCAGCAACUAGCACGCAACUGUGCACAGUAG